Messenger RNA from Diachasmimorpha longicaudata, 3910 nucleotides. RefSeq lists its product as uncharacterized. The record is from RefSeq and is a predicted model, not a curated record. NCBI's taxonomy places the organism in Eukaryota, Metazoa, Arthropoda, Insecta, Hymenoptera, Braconidae. The coding region runs from base 1 to 369 and encodes 122 amino acids. The transcript is spliced from 2 exons.
AUGGGAAUUCGCGCGCGUGUACAUAAGUCGUCACCUUUCAGCGUCGAGUUUAUCUCAAGGCCAUAUCAUUUUUUUUUUUCGGUAGGGCAGUUACUCGCGGGAGGUGAACGAGUUUUCGGAACAAUCACCUUUGGCAAAUAUUUCAUCCGAAGUAUCGAAGAAACUUUUUUUCAUCUAACAAGUCACACUAUCCCCUGGACUCGGUUACUUUGCCGAAUAGACGUCUCGACCUUGAGGAGAUAUUCGCAACCGCCACCUGACAGAAGUGAUUACGCAAUUUCCAAGGACGCGUGUGUCGGCUUUCGUUCCACUAGACACACGUGCGAUUUGGACUUGCCGGAGACUUCAAUAUUCGUCGGUGACCACUGAGAUUGAAUACGUAUUUAAAGAAUAAUAAUUUUGGAUAGCGAUUCUAUUUUGAAAAAAUUAUAAAUCUGUACAGUUUUACGUUCCCGAUCACUUAAAAACGAAUAGCAAACCCUCUAUUCCAUCACGGACCCUUCAAAUUCUAUAUUCCUUAAAAAAAUCUCCAUUUUUGGAUCGAUUUGCAAACGUCAGAAACAAGAGAAUCCUCUGAAGAUGAGGCAAUACGCUGUAGCGUUUCUUAUUCCCUCUUUUCCCCGGAGAAAAUUAUUUUCCCUGAUUAUACUUGAGGGUCGGGAAGAGGUUGGAUAUUCCGCAACCAAUGGCGGUUAUCCUUACGAUCGGAUGAUUCCUCAGGAGAGGCACUUGAAAUAAACCAAGGUGACUUCUCACUGUGUCCCAGGCGCCCAUCCACCGCCUGAGAUGGGUAUUCUGAAUCACAAAUGAAACGGCAGCCAAGUAGACUCGGGUUAGAAACGCCGAAAGGUCUUCGUUUAUGUGUCAAGGAUACACACACCCUCUUUUUUCAGUGAGAACAUCCGAGUCUUACGUGUUUUCGCGUGUUUGGCGAUUAACACACGAGAAUAUUUGAGAUUUACGUGAUGUUCUAUGUCCCUACACCCGACACCUCAUCUUUCCAUCAAAAACGUUGACAGGGGAAUACAAAAAAAAAAUUUUAAUUCGAUAAAAUCCGUUUAUCCCACUGGAAAAACCCACUUUUCGGACGAGUGUCUAAAAGUUACUUUUCCGGACGGUGUGAGAUAAAAAUGUAUUUACGUGCAAUCCCCUAUUGGGCGAGGGGAAUCCAACGACAUAAUGGGACAUUUUUUCUCUCACAUAUAAAAAUAGACAUUCAACUGAUUAUUGCCUCCCUCCACGGAAGGUUAUCAAUAUGCCGAACGACUGGCUUAUGUAAACGCAACCUAGAUUACCAUGACAGAAGUGCCGGGCAUCAUCCACGUCAACGUGAGAAGGCUCCAUAUCGAUCGCUGAACAAAUAUGCCUGUUGAUAAAGCCCUUAUUUUUCUGUGUCACCCCAUUACAUUUUUUUUACUGCUCCAAUCCGCGCCAAUUGCUCGUAACAUUUUCUCCCCCAGAUGGAGGGAGACAGGAUACUGCAUUAUCAGAAUUGAUCUGUACCUCAUUUUAAAGAAUAAUUAAUCCAUCCCAGAUUGGUUUUCCCCAAAAGGCAGUCGAAAAAUUUCAAAUCGUUAACCUCAAAGAUUAAUUGAUAGAGUGAAUCAACCGAUCAAGUGUGUAAAUACCCUAUAAAACUCGUUUCUCAUGGAUCAAGCAUGCGCGUCGGUCAAAUGAAUUAUCGAUAAAUCAUAUCGUCGAUUAACCCGGUUACAUACCGAUCUGUGUAUUGCCUCAAUGCCAAACGUCGUGCGCGCUACGCCAUGACACAUGAUUAUUCCCCGAUAUCGGAGUGUCAAUUUCAACGGAACGCAAAAAAAAAAAAAAACAAAACGUAAAAUUCAGGGCCGGGGAGAAUAUUCCCUGGGGAACUGAUAUCAAGAACGAAAAAAAAAUCAUUUAUCACACGAGACGUGAAUUUAGUGGGGGACGAAAUCCGAGACGGUGGUUGAAAUCCCGAGAGUGAAUUUUUUUUUUUUUCACGUUCUCAUAGAAAAUUCAGGCGUCUCUCAAAUUGGGAUCAAGGUCGGAGGACCCCAUCGGCGACGGAGGAAACAACAGGGUGCGUGGGUAUUUCGGAGAUGUCUGAAUCGUUGAUUUAUUCGCGAUUUUUAAAUGUGUUAUAUAUAGACAGCAGAUGGUUUUCAACUUGUGACAGAAUUUAUCUAGGGGACCUGUUUAGACGGAGGCCAUUGGGGCGUAAUAAAAACUGAUUUUUUUGGAAGAUGGGCCUGGUAAUUAUAACUUUCAAAACUUGAAACAAAAUUAAAGGUAUGGUACGUGUGAGUAAAAAUUAAUCGUCUGUCCAUAGCUCUGUCUAGUCCAUGUCAGUAUUAUAUAAUUUUUAUAAAAUUUUAAUAAACAGAAACAGAAAAUGAAAAGAAAGAAAUGUGUAAACAAGGGCCUUUUGUCGAAUGGGCCCAGAGUGUGAAAACUUUGGUCACUAAGGGUUAGUUUGACUGGAGACGUCAUAGGAGAAAGAUAUACCUUCUGCGUGCGAUAAUAAAUAAUUAAAGUUUAUAGUCAAAUCGUAUGAUCAGUAAAUCCCGGUCCACAAUCCAAUAUAAAGAUGUAUUCUUUAAUAGUUGUUAACCAAUUAAUUGACUAAUUCGAUGGGUUACGGUCUUGCGACGACGCAUCAUAAAACGAUAAAAGUGACACGUUAAUUUUCCUUUAUUUCUCAGCAGAUGUGAGAGAGCCAGAGUGAAAGUAAUAUACAAGUAAUCUCUUCACUUUCUCUAGGGUCUCACGGGGCGCCCUCCUACAGGCAUUGUGCAUGUCGUGUGCCAACAUUCGUGUGCCAACAUCUUGGGAGCAGACGUAGUUGGUGGUAGAAGGGAGAGUAGGCUGGUCUCGUUUCGAUGCCAAGAGAAUAUCUUUCUUCCUUUCUUCGUUCAUCUCUCUCCAUUUCCCCGUGGAGUUCCCAAAGACUUGGCCCAGAAUCCCAGAUACAAAUGUUGCGCAUCUCGAUUUCACUUGGUCCAAAUAGAUUGAGGGUGAUAUUCGCUCAUUUAUAGGGCAUUUGAAUUAUUCAUCAGCAAUUCAAUUGGAAAUUCAUAAUAAACUGAACAUUAAAAUUUCAGGGAGGAGGGAAACUUCAUUUUUGUUAAUUAAUCAGUGAAAAUGAAUUAUUUACAUUUCAAAUUUACAUUUCGAAUGUUUAUCAAACAUUAAUUUUCAGAUGGAAUGAAUAGGUCUUUGUACGAUUAGUAUUUCUUUUAUUCUGGUGUUUCCACUUGAGAGUAGAAAACAUUUUUAUGAGUGAAAAUUCUAGGAAGUUUGGGAGUGUGGGACCAUUGUGGGACCAUGAGUGGGACCAUUGUUGAUGAGAGGCAUCAGGUCCAGGGUGUUGUAUCCCUUCUGUCUUUUAGUCAGUUUCUUCAAGGAAACGAAGCCGAGCGGUUGUGCCUUUCCAUAUAAAAUAUGGAAAUUCCGUAUAAAAUAAAAGAAUUAAAACAGGAUUCACGCGUCUGAUCAUUUAACCAUUAUCCCAUCUCCAAUAUGAAUUGACCAAAAAUGAACCAGGCUCUUCAUCUGCCCAUUGAAGGACUAAUUUUCUCACAAGAUGCAAUGGCCUCGUGAUUCUGGUACCCGACGAUUGGAAAUAUCUAAGGGAAAUUGUUGAAUAGUAAAAACAUGAUUUCCUCUCGCAAUUGACUCAUACAACGAGAAGCUCGUGGUCUCACGCUUUCACAAACAUCUCCAGCAAACUCACAAGCACGACCAGAUCCCGGAUAAGUGCCCUACCCUAUCUACCCAUCCUCCCCCCUUAUGAAUCGCACAAAUUGCCCCAGGUGUCAUUGCCCCAUGGCUUUCAUACCCUCGGGGAGCUUAUGCAAGCACCCCGAAACAAUAUGUUGCUUGUGUGUGUCCCCUGAUUCUGGUUAUGCACUAUUACUCGGUGCAGAUC